GGGCGAAUAUAGUACUAUGCAAGCGGAGCGAAAGGACACACAUCGCUCGCAGCCGGAUCGCUGCUCGCCCGACACGGGACUCUGCUCGCCCCUCAAGGACACUUCCCCCGGGGAAAUGUGGGGCUUUGGAAACUUCCUCGCUGCUGCCAGUUCACUGCCUUCUUCCUAAUCCCAAAGGGAACUGCUGCUCAAGCUCAUCGGGAUUCUUAACCGCCUGGUUUUUGAGAUUGGAGAGCUCCCCCUUUAUUAUUAUUAUUAUAACUAUUUUUGCUGUGUUGACAGACACACUCAAGCCCAGGCUUUAAUUCCUGUGGUACAUACUGGUGGGAUACACAUAAAGAGAUUAUCCCGGAAUGGUGGAUCACCUGCUUCCUGUGGAUGAAUCUUUCUCAUCCACCAGGCCUUCAAUUGGAUAUUUUGGGGACAUGACAGCAAUUGGAAGGUCCUACCAAAUGCUGCCCUCUCCCUUGUCUGAAGAUGACAGUGAUUCUUCCAGCUUUUGCUCAUGUUCCAGCCCUGAUUCCCAGGUUCUUGGCUCAAGCUAUGGAAGCUCAUCGAGUGCUGAGAGUCAGGACAGUAUCUUGGACUACUUGUUGUCCCAGGCAUCCUUGGGGAAUGGCCAUGCCUCCUGGUGGGACAAAAGGAGACUUCAGCCCAUUGUGAAGGACGAACAUUUCCAGAUGCCUGAGUUUAUGGUCGAAAUGGACGAUGGUGGACCAUUCCAGCCCACACUUGAGGAGAUAGAGGAGUUUCUCGAAGAGAACAUGGAGACCGAUCUCAAGGAGGGGCCUAAAAGUGAGACCAAAGACAUGAGAGCUUGUAGCCAGAUUACUGUGGCUUCCAUACAGCAAAAAGACCACAUGGUGUCCUACAGUAGUUUAAAAGACAAUAAAAAUGAACAAUCAAACAGCACAAUGGAAGGUAGCCAUGCAUCAAAUGGAACAGUGUCCCUUGAUGGAGGGAUUCCAGUCAUGCUCCAAAUCCAACCAGUACCAGUUAAACAACAAUCAGACACAAGUCCUAGUUCACAAGGGCAAGCUCAAGACAACAUUAAAAUUGCACAGCUCCUGGUCAACAUCCAAGGGCAAACAUUUGCGCUAGUACCACAGCUUGUCCAGUCGUCUAACUUGAACUCAUCUUCUAAAUUUGUCCGCAUAGCCCCAGUUCCUAUAGCAGCAAAACCUCUUGGGCCUGGAGGUACAAUCCAGGGUCAAACAGGGGUCAUCAUGGGUCAAAAAUUUCAAAAGAAUCCAGCAGCUGAACUUAUUAAAAUGCACAAAUGUACUUUUCCUGGAUGUACCAAGAUGUAUACAAAAAGCAGCCAUUUAAAAGCCCAUCUGAGAAGGCACACAGGAGAAAAACCUUUUGCAUGCACAUGGCCUGGUUGUGGAUGGAGAUUCUCGCGAUCGGAUGAGCUUUCUCGACAUAGGCGGUCGCAUUCUGGAGUGAAGCCUUACCAAUGUCCUGUGUGUGAAAAGAAGUUUGCUCGAAGCGACCACUUGUCCAAACACGUCAAAGUCCACCGAUUUCCUAGAAGCAGCCGAUCUAUGCGCUCAGGGAACUGAUGUGUCCUGCCUUCUUGCUCCUUUUCAUCUGUCUGUCCAAGAGCAGGUGCUUUGCCUUCAGUACCUUUCUCUCACACAAUAAUUUAUUUGUCUCAACCUAACAGCUGAUGCCAUGACUUCACACAUACAUCCUACUUGUUGUCUCCCCUCCGUACACCUUUUCCUUGUUCCUUUCCUUUUCUCCACUGCUGCUGCUUCCUUUGAAAAUUACAGUGUUUUAUUUUUAGCUGUUUUCUCCAGCACCAUGAUAAUUUAUGGGCUACUUGCUGCUAGCUAAUUAUAGGUUUGGCAUUCCUGGGGGCUUUGCUCAUGUACAGGGCUAUUCAAUGUAAGCUUUUGUUUUGUUUUGUUUUAAAAAAUCUCAUUGCAGUUGUCCAGUUUGGAAACAGCAAAUUCCUUUUGAAAUGGAAACAACUCCUUUAUUUGGCGGGUGGAGUGAGGUGCUUUGUUGUUAUCAGUGUUGAGAUGGCAACAGUGCGAGGCAUUCCCAUUAGAUGAAAAUGGUAGCAACUAUCAAAAGCAGAAAAGCAAGAAGCCAUUCUGGAAGAUUAUGUGUGUGCAUGUGCAUUAACCAGUAGAGUUUGAAAGAGUUACUUUUUUGAACGAACUCCCAAAGCCCCCCAAUGAGCAGGGAGAAAGUGCAGAACCUAAGAGUCUGGAAGUUACUUUUCAAAUUGUAAUUAUGAUUAUGGACAGAAGACAGUUUAAAUAGGGUUCUGUUUGUAAUCAGAGUUUGUGAUUUCAAUCAGAAUUGUGGUUCUCCCAACCACAGCAUAAAACCAAGAUAGUCUUUCGGGACCAUUGAUCCACCAGUUGUUUCUGCUCUUCACUCUGUGGCUCUUUUCCUCCUUGUUCCAUCCUGUUCUGCCAUUUUCCAUGUUUACUCUCUCAGCAUGAAACAAAGGCAGGGCGGGAAUGAUCAAACAUUGGAAUAGGGUAAGGGAGGAAGAAGAGGAAUUUGUGUUUCUUGCCCAAUGACUACCCUUUAUCCUCAUGUAUAAGUCAUAGAAUCAUAGAACUGUAGGGUUGGAAGAGACCACAUGGGCCAUCCAGGCCAACCCCUUGCCAGUUAGAAAUUUCAAAACUCCUGAGUCAACAUAUCCACAGGUCAAUAUGAAUACUGUAACUUUUUAUCAAAAAAGGAAUUGUCUCCUUCUCUGGGUAGAUUGACAAACUACAAAAAGUUAGUCCAUCGCAGGAAAACCUAAAAGAAGCACAAACCCCUUCUACCCUUUCUGCCGGGGUGUUACUUCUGACCUUUUUGAAAGUGAUCAAGGACUUCUAAUCACCACCAUUGUGGUCACUUAGUGUCUUUACAGACUAAAAGGUGAACAAACAGACCUGGCAAGUAACUAAUUAGAAAUAACAAACACAUAAUUAAUUCCUUUCCCCAAUAACAGAACUGUAGCUGCAUUACAUAAAGGUUAUAAUGUCACAAGGGAUAAAGGUAAAGGUUUCUCCUUGAUAUUAAGUCUAGUCGUGUCUGAUUCCGGGGGGUGGUGCUCAUCUCCAUUUCUAAGCUGUCCAUAGAUGCCUCCUAGGUCAUGUGGUUGGCAUGACUGCAUGGAGCGCUGUUACCUUCCCAUGGAAGCAAUACCUAUUUAUUUACUCACAUUUGCAUGUUUUCAAAAUGCUAGAUUGGCAGAAGCUGGGACUAACAGCAGGAGCUCACCCCACUCCCUGGAUUCGAAUCACCAACCUUUCAGUCAGCAAGUUCAGCAGCUCACAGGGAAUAGCUUUACCCAUUUUGCCAUCAUACUGUAAUGUUUACAGGUUACUUCUAUGAUAGGAGUGCAGCAUCACUAAACAGUGGAGGAAAGAUAUAAUAUGUUUGGAAUGCAGUCUUGUUCUGUUCUUUGUGUUCUGUCCUGAGUGUUGAUGUAUCAGGGAGGGAGGCUGGAGAAGAAUGUUUUUUUACCAGCAGCUUGUAAUAUUGAGAUUAUUUUUUCAAAAACCCUACCUAUGUGAUAAUUAUUUGGAUUGCAUUUUAGAAGUGAGCAAUGAAACCAUUGCUUUAAAAAUAAUGAUAGCAAUAGCUAACUACUUUGGGGACGGCCCUUUAAGCUAGAACUAGAGUAGACCCUCUCUUUUCAUGGAAAUUAAAGGCUCAGGAUUAGUGCAAAAGGGAAAACCUAUGAAUGAAAACAAACACUUUUGAAAAUCUGAGUGAACACCGCUCUAGGAGACAGUCAUAUGUCCUCCACAGGACGUUGACGAUAGAAGCAGCUGGACGAUCUACAAAUACCUAGAGAAUUGUUUUCUUUAGGCACCUCUAGGUCCACCAGUGAAACUGUAUGGCCAACUUCUGGUUUAGGUUGACCAUAGAUUGCUAGAGCAAGCAUGUUAAUCAAAUCCACAAAUAGUAAAACCACAAAAACUAAACUUGCAAAUGUGGAGGGCCGAUUGUAAUUUUUGGUUUGGUUUUUUAAUUCAGGCUCUGUAAAUAUAUUUGAGUGCCAUUUCCCCAUGUUUACAAUAUGGAAUUAAAUCCUUGUCCCUGGUGCCUGGGAUGAGAGAACUUAAGACUUAGUGAAUGUUUUGCAAAAGCACUUUUAGCGCCUUUGGAGGCAAGUGGUGCCCAAGCGUGGAGUCUCCUUACAGGCCACUGUCAAGAGAACGGUGCAGCUCGGGGGAGUGUUCUAGCCAGCUAGCAUGGUAGCUGUCAAGGGCUUUCAGAAGAGAAUAUAUGCAUACGUAUAUAUAUAAAAAUAAGUAAAUACAUAUAAGCAGAUGCUGGAUGCAGAAUUAUUGCGUGAAGCAACACUUUCUUCCCUCUGUCCUCUUCUUUCUGUACUUUGCUGAUUGUAUGAAGCUUCCUAGCAAAAUAGAAUCUGUUAAUAAGAAAUGACUUUUUUUAAAAAAAAAUGUAUAUAUAAAGGACAUCACAUCUUUUUCAUCCUUGAUAGUGUCUAUAAGCAAAAUAUAGACAUAAGCUCUUACAUGAUCCCACUGAAAGCAGCAGGACAGAAUUAGCUGCAAACAAUUUAAGUUCCAUUGGUUUGGAUAAGAGUUUGUUGCAAUGAACAUCUCUAUACAAUAAUGCCUUGUGUCUUUCCCCCUCUUUUUUACUUUUUGGUAAGCCAACUGAGGAAAUAAAACACUGCAAUUCUAGUAUUAGUAGGUCAAAUGGAGUCCCAUGUUGUCAUGUUAAGAACAAGAGCUCCAUUACUUUCCUCUAGGAAUGCAUUCCUUGUGUCCUCUCGAAAUAAGUGUAAAUGACCCUUCUGUCAACAGGUUUUUAUCUCACAUCCUAUGAAUGUAUGUAAAUAAAACUGUACAUACUACAUAUCUAUAUAAACUAUCUUUUAAUAACAUAUGAAAUUGUGUAAAUUGGAAGCAAAAAUAUCUUUAAAGCCAAUGUACAUAAGUUACAAUCUGUAUAUUUUUCUUUUGUUCUUCAUAAAAUAUAUUUACUUUGACAAUAAAACAAAAAUGGAAAUUUUAGAAAA
Messenger RNA from Anolis sagrei ordinatus, 5014 nucleotides. RefSeq names its product KLF transcription factor 15 (gene KLF15). The record is from RefSeq and is a predicted model, not a curated record. Gene Ontology annotation, molecular function: RNA polymerase II cis-regulatory region sequence-specific DNA binding; DNA-binding transcription factor activity, RNA polymerase II-specific. Lineage: Eukaryota; Metazoa; Chordata; Lepidosauria; Squamata; Anolidae. Gene Ontology annotation, biological process: regulation of transcription by RNA polymerase II.